Messenger RNA from Monosiga brevicollis MX1, 2235 nucleotides. RefSeq lists its product as uncharacterized. Lineage: Eukaryota; Choanoflagellata; Craspedida; Salpingoecidae. Gene Ontology annotation, molecular function: structural constituent of ribosome; RNA binding. The record is from RefSeq and is a predicted model, not a curated record. Gene Ontology annotation, cellular component: mitochondrial small ribosomal subunit; ribosome. The annotation marks the transcript as partial. The transcript has a single exon. Gene Ontology annotation, biological process: translation.
AUGCCUGCCGCCGCCACUGCCACAUCUUUGGCCCCUAUGACCGAGGAUUUGUCAGCAUCGGUGCCCUCUGAGCCAAAUGGCAGCGGGGAGCAACAACCCUCGCCCGAGUCCACAGGGCAGACACAUCAUUCGAUUCCUAACACACCAUCGGAUUUUUUGACCAUGUCUUCGGACGAAAGCGACUCCCCUCCUCGCUCCACCGCACUCCGCGCGCCCACCCCUAUCGCCCCUCCCGCGCAUGAUGGUGACGGUGACACAAACGGCAGUGCCACGCCUGAGCCAUUGGUGCAAUCACCUACACCCGCUCAAAUGGUGCUGCCAGAUCCAUCGGAUACACAGCAAACCCAUUCCGAUCCCUCUCCGCCCUCGGCUUCACCCCCUGCCACUGCCAUUUUGCCCGCUGCCAUUUCACAUCCUGUCGAACACAGUGAGCAUGCAAACUCAGCCCCACUUGGCGAAGUCAGUGAGAGUGAAACACACGAUGCAGCGGGCGAACACAGUGAGAGUGAGCAAGAUGUUCUUCUCAGCGAUCCUGCUCCACCCAUCGCUGCCAACGUGCUGGAUGCCCAGCGCAAGGUCCUGCUGAAGACAUCUGGCCACAGGCAACUCCUCGCCUGCCCAUUUGGGCUUUGCAAAUGCAAGGGGCCCCGCCUUGACCGCAAAGCUUGGGUCAAUCAUGUACUACGCGAGCACCCCUACGACGAGCAAGCCACUGAUCUGGUCAAGCAGGUGAUGGAGGCCAAAUUGGUUGCCCAGUGCAACAAGUGUCACCUCUUCUUCGAAGCUGCUGGUAUCAGUCAACACCGCUCCCGAUGUGGUGCCAAUCUGAAGCGAGCGACCGAGGCGUUGUUUCAUGCGGCUGGACACGACCUGCUUGAGAUUAUGCGUGGCGCUUGGCCCCAACAGUGUGUAGGGUCUCGCAUCAGUGUCUGCGAGCUGCUCAAGCUCGCCCGGCAUCCACUGAUGCAGCGCAGCCGCUACCCAUCCAACGCCACCGAGACCAAGCUGAUGGCUGCCACCUUGAGCCAACUGUAUUGGUCUGCCGUCCACUCGGACUAUACCGCUGAAGAGCGAGAGAUGUGCUGGGCUUUGAUUUUGGCCUUGCCUAGCAUGUUGUUGUCUGCUCCCUCGACCGCACUGUCUACGAUUGACCUGCGCAAUAUGUUUCACGAUCGUCUCCGUUGGCUUGUGACGGGGCAACUAGGUCGGGUCGUGGACGCCAUGCGCAAGGCAGUCGCACGCAAGCAGAGCCGUCGAGGACAGCUGAACGCCGGCGCGGGCGCCCACCCGAACGAUGCAGUCGACCAGAGCCUCAGGUCGCUCGUCCGCGACCCGGACCUGGCGGACGAAGCCUGGGCAAACCACGUCACGAACCGUCUGAACCGAGGUCAGAUUGCCAAAGCAUUUGAUGCCGACAAGGCUCGUGCCGUGAUUGGUAAUUCUGAGGUUCAGGCCGUGCGCGACCUCUUGGUACCGCCCGGGCUGACCCCGUACAUGGCUUCGACACCCACCUCCACGUCUACACUGGCACCAGCCACGGCUGCGAGCUCCCCAACCGUGUCCUUCACCAAGGGUGAGCUCCCCAAGGCGUUGGCGGCCACCAAGGGUGUCACCGACCCCUAUGGUUGGUCUGGUGAGCUUCUUGCCUCCAUCUACCGCAUCAAGGAGCACUUCAGUCAGGUCUUGGGCCCACGCCAGGGUUCUACCAGCAACCCGACUGCUCCUCCUGAUGGAGACGCGCCUCAGGGCCCCACCACCGCCACUGGAGGUCCUCAGGUUGCCUUGAACAAGAUCUUUCACCACAUUGCCAACAACACCGUGCCCGAGUCGAUUCGACAUGCCCUUUGCUCCAUCAACUACACUAUCCUGGAGAAGGCCAAUGGCAAGUUUCGACCCGUGGGCACGGAUUCCAUCUUCAACAAGGUUGUCAACCGCGCUCUGCUCGAGCAACAGCAGCCCCAUAUUGCCCACUUGCUACAGGCCAGUCCAGAGCUGGCUGUCGGAGUCAAGGACGGCAUUUCAGCAGCGGUUGGCAUGGCCUUUGGUGAGCUUCAAGCCUGUGAGUCUACCCCGGGCUGGACCAUGCUCUCCCUCGAUUUCAAGAGUGCCUUCAACUACACCGACCGAGCACGGCUGCACGAUAUUGUGGCCGACAAGGUCCCUGGCCUCUUGCGCGCCUUUGAACGACACUAUGCUCGACCCACUACCCACUGCAUUGUCGACAAGUUCUUCAAG